This is a messenger RNA of Seminavis robusta, 2676 nucleotides long. Lineage: Eukaryota; Bacillariophyta; Bacillariophyceae; Naviculales; Naviculaceae. The record is from the annotation of a GenBank genome assembly.
AUGUCGGAAGAGGAAACGGCACAAUUUCUGCCUACUAGUACCACUGCCGACAACUCUGAUGGCACAGAAGAAGCAUCUACUGCUCACCAUAAACUCUUCAAGGCGACCAUUUGGUUGAUUGUCUUGGGUACCGUCGUAGUUCUGGCAAAUGUGUUGGAUAUAGAAGAGACAUCUGCCACUCUCUCAAACCUAUUGCAGGAAUCUCCCAAACCCGAGGGUAAGAGUAAGAAAAGAUACUAUUAUACUCCAUCAAAGAAAAAUUCCAGCAAUGCAACUCUACAGAGUACUACCCCUGAAUCUAUCUCUGAGCCGCCACCACCUGCUCCCGAGGUUCCAGCAGCCGCAGAAACAACACCUGCCACUCCAAAUCCUACGCAUCCUCCAGCCACACCACAACCAACAGAGCCAGUUCCGCCACCACCAGCACCGGCCGAUGAAUGCUCCAAGCUUCCAGCACCAACUGAUGGAACUUGUGCAGCUGCAAACCCUUCUACUCUCGACGAAGGGGUUCGGCAUCAAGAAUUAUAUGCUGGUUGGUAUUCUUUGAAUAAUGAUGGUUGUUGCCAAGACUUCUGUCGUUGGGUUGGCAGUAGUGGUUCAGGAGGAGACCCAAGCAUGGCAAUCAAGCAUAAGAAAUCUUAUUGGUCUUGCCGACCAGCAGGGUAUACUGCAUGUACCUACUUUGAAGGCUUUGGUGAUAGUUUCAAUUUUGUGAAAUGUAAAAGGCAGGGUGUGCCUGCUGCCUCCAAACCAAAGCAAACAGCUGAGCCGGUUCCACCACCGCCAGCACCUGAGCCUGUUGUGCCUGCACCAGCACCUGAGCCAGUGCCAGUGCCAGGACCCCCAGGACUGACCGGUGAAUGCUCCAAGCUUCCAGCACCAACUGAUGAUACUUGUGCAGCUGCAAACCCUUCUACUCUCGACGAAGGGGUUCGGCAUCAAGAAUUAUAUGCUGGUUGGUAUUCUUUGAAUAAUGAUGGUUGUUGCCAAGACUUCUGUCGUUGGGUUGGCAGUAGUGGUUCAGGAGGAGACCCAAGCAUGGGAACCAAGCAUAAGAAAUCUUAUUGGUCUUGCCGACCAGCAGGGUAUACUGCAUGUACCUACUUUGAAGGCUUUGGUGAUAGUUUCAAUUUUGUGAAAUGUAAAAGGCAGGGUGUGCCUGCUGCCUCCAAUCCAGAGCAAAAAGCUGAGCCGGUUCCACCACCGCCUGCGCCUGAGCCCGUUGUGCCUGCACCAGCACCUGAGCCAGUGCAAGGACCAGCAGUACCGGCUGGUGAAUGCUCCAAGCUUCCAGCACCAACUGACGGUACUUGUGCAGCUGCAAACCCUUCUACUGUUGAUCCUGGGGUUCAUAAUCAAGAUGCAAUUGCUGGCUGGUAUUCUUUGAAUAAUGAUGGUUGUUGUCAAGACUACUGUCGUUGGGUUGGGAAUGGUGGUCAAGGAGGUGACCCAAGAAUUAAAGUUACUCAUGGGGAUGCUUUUUGGUCUUGUCGACCAGCAGGGUAUACUGCCUGUCCCUACUUUCAAGGCUUUGGUGGUACUUUCAAUUUUGCAAAGUGUGUCAGCCAGGGUUUGGCCGCACCACCAGGGGUAGACCUAUCAGUACCGCGUCUAUGGAUACAUGUCUUGAACUGGAGCGAGGGCAUGGCCGCUUGGAGGUUGUCAGUAGAGGAAGUCCUCACAGCUGCGAAAGCAAUGAAUGGGACUUUUGUUGAGCCAUGUGUUAAUAGCGGUAGGCUGCAGUCUUGUGCUGUCUUUCCUGGAACUCCAGGCGCCAGACUUGGGCACUUGGUCAAUUUGGAGGAACUGAAAAAGUUUCACCCUUACAUUGUCAGUUGGGAAGAGUUUGUCGCUGCCACUGGAUACGACAACAGUCACCGUCAAAGUCCACAUUACUUCCAUGCAUGCUUUGAAAAGUAUCCAUGCACAGAUGGAGACUCAGAAGUCCCCCCAACCUUCCGACAAUACACCGUAAAAGUCAUGGAAGAUGCCGCCAAGGCCGGCCAACAAGGCACAUCCAUAUUGGAAAUAGCGAGUUAUCGGAAGCAGGCUCUGGUUCGAUUUCAGUAUAGAGGACGGCCUCUGAAAGAUAUCAUUCCGAACACACAGGGAUUGAUUUCUCGCGCAGGCUUCCCACCUUCUGCGUACCAACGCGUUGAAGAAAUGCUGGAAAAGUUGAACAUUCCCAAGGGUUCCCGAUGGGCCGCCAUUCAAUGGAGACCAGAAAUUGCAGGUUUGGAUUAUAUCAAAUGUGCUGAAUCCAUUCUGUGGGCACGAGAUCAUAUCAGCCAUCGAGACAACAUUCCUGAAACCAACUUUAUCCUCAUGUCUCCCCUAAGCAAUAUGAAAGGGUUGCAAUGGGGUGGUGUCAAACACAUGGCCGAGGCAAAUCAGGAGACAUCCUACCCCUCAUUGAACAUGCUACUUGAUGCUGGGUUCAAGAAGUUGGAACAAACCUUUGGGGCAGAUUUACCUGAUGGAGGGCUCUUGGCUAUAUACGAUUUCAUCCUUGGCCAGACUGCUACGUCGUUCACCACUUGCAGUGGUUGCAGUGCAGCUUCGUAUUGCAGCCAAUGCAACUAUCAAGGAGCGGCAUCACAAUUUGUUUUGGACAUUCGCGGUCAGUAUCAGAAAGCAAAUGAAGGCACUGAGUCUUGCUGGCCACAUGGAGUCUGA